UAGAGGUGACGAUAUCCACCUAAUCGGAUCCGGCUAGGAACCAGCGCUCCCCUGCUCUCGGCCUGCUAUAUUUUCACUCGCACUAAUUGCUAUCGAUGGCCGCCUUCGCUCCUCCGCCUUGCCACGCUUCUCCUCAGCCCUUGUGCUCUCCUCCUACUCUUAUACCUCUUAUUCUCCUCUCAGCUUCAUCUCUUCAUCUCAACCCCAACCGAAAGUCCGAAGCCCAAACAUUCUCUCUAGCAGUGCCGCCAGCGACGACUGCUGCUCGCAGGCGACAGAGGUUUCUCCGCCAUUGCACCGCUUACAUCUAUGGGGGAGACCGGACGAUCGAUACGCAGACCCUCAUUGUCUCCGUUAGUGUCAUUGCUGCGGUUGCCCUGUCUCUGUUCCUAGGGCUGAAGGGAGAUCCCUUGCCUUGCAAUAGAUGCGGUGGAAAUGUGUUGUUGAUCAAUUCAGAAGACAAUUUACUCACCUAGAGGAGAAUAGCGGUAAAACUGGUCCAGUAAUUUCGCUAGAAAGGAAUCAUGCUUCUCUUCCCAGGUGGUACAAAGUGUGUAUUUUGCACUAAUGGUAAGAUGAAGUGAGAAACUGGCUUGGUUGAUUGUCGAGCAUGUAAAGGAGCAGGGCUUAUCCUCUGUAAGAGAUGUGGUGGUUCUGGAUAUUCAAGGCGCCUGUGAAGUUGAUGUGUGGUUCAUGGUAAUUCAAAGCCAGAAGCAUAAAAAUAAGAGGCUGCUGAUCAUAUUGCUUUGAAGGUGGCUUUGAAAAAUGUAAGUACUGGCUUUUUUGUCAUUAUCUUGUACAUGCUCUGAUGUCUCACUGGUUCUAUGCUACAUUUGUAAAUAUUAUGUUUC
This is a messenger RNA of Phalaenopsis equestris, 851 nucleotides long. RefSeq lists its product as uncharacterized. The record is from RefSeq and is a predicted model, not a curated record. The transcript has 5 exons. The coding region runs from base 96 to 476 and encodes 126 amino acids. Lineage: Eukaryota; Viridiplantae; Streptophyta; Magnoliopsida; Asparagales; Orchidaceae.